AUGACGGUCAGCAGAGAUGCCCAAGGGAAGGUCACUUUCCCACCAAUCAGUAACCCGGGGAUUUUCCCGCCGACCUGCAUCAUUGAUUACUUAUUUCAUUUCUAUAGGACAACUAAUCUCCGGCAAUUCUCUCAACCCCAAACUUUCCCGGACGAGAAGUUGCAAUUCUCAGUACGUAAUACCAAGGCCACCUCGGCAGCCAACCGAUCGGGGAUCCAAUCAGGCGGACGAGGCUUAUCUGGACGAGGAGGUGCAAGGGCGCAGGAACUUGAGGCGAAAAGUCGCCGGGUGGCCAUCCAGCAUGCCUGGCCACUUUUCUGUUACGUGUGGAAAACAUUCGCCAGUGUUGAUCGAUCGCUUCAUCCGGAGAUUCUCUUAUUGAUCCUGAUGACUGUUUUCCCAAUUUCCUGUCUGGUUUACCUCAUGCCAAUUCCAUUACUAGUUAUAAUCAACUGA
Aspergillus neoniger CBS 115656 is the source of this 456-nucleotide messenger RNA. RefSeq lists its product as uncharacterized. NCBI's taxonomy places the organism in Eukaryota, Fungi, Ascomycota, Eurotiomycetes, Eurotiales, Aspergillaceae. The record is from RefSeq and is a predicted model, not a curated record. The transcript has 3 exons. Bases 1 to 456 code for a protein of 151 amino acids.